Pezoporus flaviventris is the source of this 5280-nucleotide messenger RNA. RefSeq names its product connector enhancer of kinase suppressor of ras 2-like. Bases 245 to 3439 code for a protein of 1064 amino acids. The record is from RefSeq and is a predicted model, not a curated record. Gene Ontology annotation, cellular component: membrane; cytoplasm. The transcript has 24 exons. Gene Ontology annotation, biological process: regulation of signal transduction. Lineage: Eukaryota; Metazoa; Chordata; Aves; Psittaciformes; Psittacidae. Gene Ontology annotation, molecular function: protein binding.
CACCAUUUCCUGGCUCUGUGCUCCAGUGUGUUGCAGGCUGUGUGCAGUGGGGGAGGUGCCAGCGCUGAUCAAGCAGUGUAAUUUUAUACAUUACUGAAUCAGUGCAGGAGAAACCUGGAGGGACAAAGCAUCAUCUUCUCUUUGAACUGCACUGUAAAAUCCUACAGCUCUCUUAGCCUAGCCAUGCUUUGAUACAUUUUUUCUCUUCUUUUUCUGAUUUUGGUGUGAAUGAUAAAGUGAUCUGAUGAUGGCUCUCGUUAUGGAACCUAUUAGCAAGUGGACGCCCAAGCAAGUAGUGGAUUGGAUGAAAGGCCUUGAUGACUGCCUCCAACAAUACAUUAAAAACUUUGAAAGAGAAAAGAUCAAUGGUGAGCAGCUGCUGCACAUCACUCAUCAGGAGCUUGAGGAACUGGGAGUCACUCGGAUUGGCCACCAAGAGCUGAUUCUAGAAGCGGUUGAUCUGCUCUGUGCAUUGAAUUAUGGUUUGGAGACUGAAAACCUGAGAACUCUGUCUCACAAGCUGAAUGCCUCAGCCAAAAACCUUCAGAACUUUAUAACGGGUAGAAGGAGGAGUGGCCACUAUGAUGGCAGGGCCUCCAGACGACUGCCAAAUGAUUUUCUUACCUCUGUAGUUGACCUGAUUGGUGCUGCCAAGAACUUACUAGCCUGGCUGGACAGGUCUCCAUUUGUCAGUGUGACAGAAUACUCACUGCUGAAAAACAACAUUGUUCAACUGUGCCUGGAACUUACAACCAUUGUGCAACAGGAUUGUACAGUGUAUGAAACAGAAAAUAAAAUUCUUCAUGUGUGUAAAACCUUGUCUGGGAUUUGUGACCACAUCAUUUCGCUCUCAUCCGAUUCUCUGGUGUCACAGUCAGCACAUCUUGAGGUAGUUCAUCUCACCAGCAUUAUGCCCAGUGAGGGUUUGGGAAUGUAUAUCAAAUCAACAUAUGAUGGGCUACAUGUAAUCACAGGAACAACUGAAAACUCUCCUGCUGACCAGUGUAAGAAGAUCCAUGCUGGUGAUGAGGUGAUCCAGGUCAACCAUCAAACUGUGGUUGGCUGGCAGUUAAAGAACCUAGUAAAUGCGUUGUGGGAAGGCCCAAAUGGAGUGAUUUUAACCUUGAAAAAACGUCCUCAGAAUACCCUGGUUUCUGCUCCUGCCCUUCUGAAGAAUGUGAGGUGGAAACCUCUUGCACUUCAGCCUGUAAUUCCAACCAGUCCAACAAGCAGUUCUACAACACCAACGAGUACCAUGGGCAUAUCCUCAAAAAUGGAGAACUCCACACUCCAGGACGUUUUCAUUCUGUCUCCUAUGUCAGGACUUUAUGGCCCCAGGGAUGAAAUUGGAAUAAUGUCUUGUGAUGACAUCAGCAAAUUUGGAAAGUCUGGGAUGAAAGGCUCUGACUCUCCAAGCUAUUUUCUGGAGCAUGAAAGUGGGAAAUACUACACCCUAAUCGAGAGCGAAGGCCACCCUGUGGGCUCUGAGUAUGAGAGAAGCAGAGCUACAGGAGUGCGGAGGAGAGAAAAAACACCCACUCAUGGAGAUUUAAGGCCUGUUUCUAUGCCUACUGAGUACAGUUGGAUAGGGGAGUCAAAAGAACAAAACAUGUACAAGAGGGGAAGCAGAGACUCUGAGAAUUCACUCCUGCGGUAUCUGAGUGAUGACAAGAUACUGGUUAUCCAAGAAGAGCCUUUGACACAAAAAGACAACAAAAGGGACACAGGUCGUAGAUCAAGAAAAAAGGGCAAACCCACAAGCAGUACAAAUUACCCUAUUAGUCCAUCUGUAUUGGCAUCUACUAUUAAUAUUAGGCUCGAACCUGGACAGCAAGAUGUCUUGAAUUUCUCACUGGCAGAAAACAAUACAGUUCCACUUUAUCAUAGAGCAGGAGACACAAUCAGCGGAGAUACUGAAAGAUAUGCAAGUUCUGCCAUUGACCAUCAAGGAAGCACAUCCAUGAGGAAGUCAUUCCACUACGCUUCCCUCAGGGUAAAAAGCAGAAAAUGGUCAAAAGGGAGCUCUCUAACGAGUGGGAGCAGAAGACGGAUUUCCUGCAAAGACUUGGGGCAUGGAGAUUGUGAAGGCUGGCUAUGGAAGAAAAAGGAUGCCAAAGGUUAUUUCACUCAGAAAUGGAAAAAGUACUGGUUUAUUCUGAAGGAUUCAGCCUUGUACUGGUACACAAACCAAAAUGAUGAAAAAGCAGAAGGAUUCAUUAGUUUACCUGAGUUCAGGAUAGAUAGAGCAAUUGAAUGCAGACGAAAACAUGCCUUCAAAGCAUGCCACCCCAAAAUAAAGAGCUUCUACUUUGCAACAGACUGCCUUGAAGAAAUGAAUAGAUGGAUGAAUCGUUUGGGCCUCGCAGCAAUUGGUUACACACCUGAUGACAAGGAUAUUCAUCCAGAUGAAGCAGAUUACUGGAGUGAAAGCGACCAGGAUGACAUUGAUGGCUCUCUGACCCUGAAGCAGGAAGGCUCUUCAACACUAUGUGACAGCUAUCAUCGAACACCCUCAGUGAAUUCUUCAAGUCCAUUCCCUGAAGUCAAACAAGGUCGACACUUUUCAAGUGAAUCAACAUAUUCUCAUUCUUCUGCUGAGGAUUCUCGGCAAGAUGUAGCAGGAAGCACCCACUCAUCGGGAUGCAGACCUCCCUACCGAGAGAGACGCUCGUGGCAGGAUCUGAUAGAGACUCCACUAACCAGUUCAGGGCUCCAUUUUCUUCAGACUGUUCCUCCUGAUGCAGAGUACAUGAGUGGCCAGCCUGGAAUGUCACCAGACAGACGAAGACAAGCAACGCUACCAGUCCAGAGACGGCACAAUUAUGAGCAGGAUGGGCCCUUCCCUUUGGUGGAAUGUCAAAGGGGACAUAGCUCUCACAGCAGGCCACAGCAGCAGCGUAGUCAAAGCCUUCCCCGAAACAGAGACGUGAGGGGUAAGGGCCAUGUAAAGUCCAUAGAAGGAACAGAUGACAAGCUAGAAGAGAAAUUUCCUAUUAGAAGGCAUAAUAGUUUCUGUGCAGAAGAAAAUGUAAAGGAAAUAGGAGAAAAUACAGAUGGUCUGCAAGAGCUCUACAAGUCUCUGGAACAAGCCAGUUUGUCAGCUUUUGGAGAGCAGCGUCCUUCCACCAAGCAGGAGUUCCGCAAGUCUUUUGUAAAGCGAUGCAAUGAUCCAGUUAUCAAUGAAAAGCUGCACCACAUCAGAGUUCUCAAGAGCACUUUAAAAGCAAAGGAAGGGGACCUUGCUGUUAUCAACAGUCUUCUGGAUGAUCCCAACUUAACAUCAAAGAAGUUUAAAGAUUGGAAACUAAAGAACUAUGAGUUUUUCCUGGACAUUUGUGAGUACAGUGCUGCUGUGAAAUCUCAAAACGGAGCCUCUGAAAUUGCAUCCUCAGCACCAAUGCUGACACAUACACACUCCUUCAUUGAAACUCACGUGUGACAGGACUCAUACCCUGAAUAAUUGCUGGGUGCCAUGAAAGAUUGAAUAAGAUAAAUACUGUAAUAUUUAUUGAUAAUGUACUCAGCAGUACUGUAAAUAAGUUGGAUAAGAGAAUAGUGCCACAGGAUGCCUACUACAUUGCAUGAUAAGACAAUAAUAUUCUUUAUUAAUUUUUUCCAUUUGCUAUUAUCAACCAAUGUCCGUAUCAAGCUCUGCAUUAGAAAGAAGCAGUGCAGAAGUGUAACUGAAAAUAAGUACCAGUAUAUUUGAAGUACUGUACUAAAACUAAGCUUAUAUGAGCUCCUACAAUCAUUUUAUAUAUUUAGAUAUAGAUCAAGACAUAUCUAUGUAUAUAAAAUGUAACACAGUAGUUUACAUUACUUUUAAAAUGCCCUGAAGUUCACAUCCUCACACAUUCUUUCUUGAGAAAAACACAAAAUGAAAACAUCAACACAUUGGCCACUCUUAGAGAUGAAUGUUUAUUUUUGCAACAUUUCCAGGUAGUGACCAUCAUUGCAAAUAAAAGGACAGAGUUAUCAAAAUGUAAACUCAAUCCCUAUAGUGUGCCUUAAAAUGUACACUGUACAUCUAGCAAAUAGAUCCCAGUCUGGCCCUAUGGGCAUACUGUACAUGCCAUUUAGGUACUGUGUUUGAAACAUACUGUGACUGCCUUUAAAGUGAAAGAAUAUAAGCAAGCAGGUAUGGCACAGAGAUUAAGAUACGAGUAGAACAAUGUUGGUUGUUCACUAAUGCUGCAACUCGAACUGAUUUUAAUAUAAUUUGAAGUAUAUCAUGGUGAAAGAAAAUACAUCUGCACUGAAUAUGCUACAUACUGCAGGUUUUCAUAGUUUCUUCACUGUGAAUUUAAGUGACAUGUGACUGUGAGUCACAGAAUUCUAAAGAGCAUGCUUCAAGGAUGAGAAUUAAGUUUAAGAAACUCCUGAACUAAUCAAUUAAACUGUAAUAGACUGACACCUAGAGCUGAGAAAAUGAUUCAAAAUGAUACAAUGUCUGGCAAUAAUUUUGAACUGUUAGUAAUACAUUAGGAAGUGGGUGAAGUUAUUCAAUACAUCAUUUGAAACUCAAUCUUGUACUGAUUGGUUUAGGAAGACACAUGAGUCACAUAGUGUAUUUCACUUCCUUGCCUGGAUGGGAAUGAUUUCUAAGAAUCAGAUUUUGGAGAAAAUACUUUUGGAAAAAAGAUAAAAAGAACAAACAAACAAACAAAUUGCUCUAUGUUCAGUAGCAUUUACUGAACAUAAACUCCUAACACCCGUUCACAAUUUUCUUUGACUAUGCUUGCUAGAAUAUUUCUAAAAGCAGAACAAAGGGGAUGUGAAUUCAGCUGGCAUCAUUUCACUUAAACACAAGCAUUCACUGAUAAUCUUUUCAUGAGAUAAAUCUCGCCUCUCAUACAUCAAGAACUGUAAAAUUGACACAGCUCAGUACAAUAUAGGAAAAAACAUUAUCUUAGUGAGGUCCUGCUAUCCAGGAAGACGUCAUUAUUCAAGAAGCCAGGAGUGGUGAAGUUUGAACUAAAGUUAUUUUUUAGUUCAGUCUCCACAAAGCGGCUGUGGUGGGCUGAUCUUGGCUGGCCACCAGUUUACUCAUUCCUCCUCCUCCUCAUUAGGGAAACAAGGAGAAACCAUCAUGGAAAAGCUUGUGGGUUGAAACAGGGAGAUCACCUACCAUGGGCAAAAUAGACUUGGUUUGGAGAAAAUUAAUGUAAUUUGUUGCCAAUUAAAAAUACUAUUACCACAAAAGUUGGUCAGAGAAACUCCCUAAGACCCAAUAUAGAGUUUCAGAAAGCAGCAUUCUUCAUUGCAGCUCUGGGUGCACAU